AUGGUAAUUAUCGUAGCCUCCCUGUAUGCUAUAUCUCAAUUACCAAGACAUAUAAUUUAUCUGAUUACAAUGAAUAAACCUGAUGCAUUUCAACGAGAUACAAUUAUCUACAGUUGGUUAUUAUGUCAAUUAAGUGCUUGGUCAGCUACAUGUUAUAAUCCUAUUGUUUAUAUAUGGAUGAGUCGAACAUUUCGACGUGGUUUAUCUGAAAUUUUCAAUAAUAUAUUUGUACACAAUGUUGAUCAAUAUUCAAUGAGACAAUGUACUAAGAAUAAUUCCAGACAAAACAAAAAUAAACAUAAUGAUGUUAAUUGUAUUAGUAAUCGGCAUCUCCAAACACUCAAUGGAAGAAGGUAUUUUCCUUAUUCUAAAUCAACUACUUGUAAUUGUAACAGUAGUAAAAAUGAAUUCAUGAAAAAUAUUUAUCAAAUGAAAAACUUGGAAGAUCAUACUAUUAAUGAAGAGUAUUCAUCUAUUAACAGUCAAUAUCCUAGCAUGAAAACCACAUAG
Schistosoma turkestanicum is the source of this 510-nucleotide messenger RNA. The record is from the annotation of a GenBank genome assembly. Lineage: Eukaryota; Metazoa; Platyhelminthes; Trematoda; Strigeidida; Schistosomatidae.